This is a messenger RNA of Rhodotorula toruloides NP11, 3099 nucleotides long. RefSeq names its product sensor histidine kinase/response regulator. Gene Ontology annotation, molecular function: histidine phosphotransfer kinase activity; phosphorelay sensor kinase activity. The coding region runs from base 1 to 3099 and encodes 1032 amino acids. The record is from RefSeq and is a predicted model, not a curated record. Gene Ontology annotation, biological process: protein autophosphorylation; phosphorelay signal transduction system. Lineage: Eukaryota; Fungi; Basidiomycota; Microbotryomycetes; Sporidiobolales; Sporidiobolaceae. The transcript has 9 exons.
AUGGCGGCCGCUGCCCUCCCGCCGACGUCGCUGCCCAGAGAACCCGACGCUCUCCCGCUCGACAGCGUGCCCACGCCUCGCCUCGCACGCCAAGGUCCCGCGACGGCAGCGCCAGCAGCGAGCGCACUCGUCGACAGCGACGUCCUGAAUGCCUGGAGGUGCUGGUGGAUGGAGUACUCGCUGGGCCACUUUGAAGAGACCGCGACUCCUCCGGCAACUCUUCAGCAACUCCUCGACAAUCCCGGCGCGAACUUGAAGGCGGGAGAACCGUCGUAUGCGGGCAACUACUCGGGUGGGCCAGAGACGGCGGAACAAGCCCUCGAGUUCUACGCCCGGCACAAGUACAUCCCUCCGCCCUACUCGCCAGACGAGCGGAAACGAGUCCAACUCGUCCACAAGUUCCACCUCGAUGGUUCAACGCCUCUCGUCGCCGUAUCCGAGCUAUGCGAACUAGUCCGCACCUUCUUCGGCCCCGACAUCACGGUCCUCGCAACCAGCUUGACAGCGUCAAGAACUUGCCUCAUCGGCAUCUCGCAGUCUCCGCUGGAUGACCUCGACUGGCAGACUUCGCUCGAGGAGAUCGAGUCGACAUGGUGCUUGUGUCGACACGGGAUUUUCGCGGGCGAGGACGACGCCUUUGUCGUCCUCGACACGGCGAAAGACUGGCGGGUCGGCAAUAUUCCUCUCUACUCCGAGUCGGGCAAGCUGCACUUUUACGCCGGCGUCCGAAUCAGCCUCCCCUUGGACGCUCUCGACGACGACACAAGCGGACCUUCUCGACAAAUCCCCAUCGGCACUCUCUGCGCCGUCAGCCACAAAGCCCAGCGCGAAGUCACGCAGCCUCAGCUUACGGCACUCAAGACGCUGGCGCGGCGGAUCGAGCGCGAAAUCCUCGUUGAGAACGAGGCGAGGCUGCGACGACGAGGACAAGAGCAGGCUGCGUUCGUCUCCGAGUUCUUGCAACUCACGCUCGGUGGUUCGGCGAGUCCGUCAAAGGCCUCGCCUGGGAUGGAGGCGGUCUUGAGCGCGAACCCGAACGACCCUCCUGCGCCAUCCAGCCCGACUAGCGCAGCAUUCAUGCACGCCGCCCAGCGCCUAUGCGACUUGACAGGCGUCUCGAGCGCCGCUAUCGUCGACACGCGCUCCUCGACCGCCUCGCCGCAGAAUUCGGCAGGAUGGUGUCCCGAUUCCUUCGGCAGCGCACGAAGACCGCGGAUCGUCUACCGCGCCGAGACGCCUGAGGGAUCGACGUAUGAGAUCGAGGAGGGAGUCGCGCCGCUUGCGGUGUUGGGACAGGCGGGCGUGCCGAAGGAGCAGCUUGAGAAGGCGGAGGUGUUGAGCAAGGAGGAUCUGAGGAAUUUUGACAAUUCUGUGAGGCGGCUCAGAAUCAGUCAACACGGUGCCGAUGCUCUACCCGACAAGAUCCUCUCGCACCUCGUCGUCGGCAAGGCCGACUCGACUCGCUUAAUCCCCAUCUUCGACCACAACCAAGCCCUCGCCCUCCUCAUCCUUGUCUCCCUUCCCGACCCGUUCCUCGAGCUCGGCGAUGGCGACCGCACCUUCGCCAAAAACAUCGGCUGGGUGUGCCUGUCCGCCCUCAUUCGCGACCAGAGCAGCGAGAGCGACAGGACAAAGCUGGCUUUCGUCUCGAGCAUCUCGCACGCCUUGCGACUUCCGCUCCACGGACUCGCCGGUCAGCUCGAGUUGAUGCGCGGCGCAGGCGCAGGCGUCGACGAGUACCUCCGCGUCGCAGACGUCUGCAUGGACUCGCUCCGCAGCCUGCUCGAUGACUCGGUCGACUUCUACAACCUCAAUGACCAGCCGACGACGCAGGCGACUUCGAGCUCGUCGAGCGAGAUUGUCGACCUCGCCGAACUCUUGCAGGACGUCACGGCGCGGUCGCUCACUCGUGCUGUCCAGCUCGCGCAGCAAGAAGGCGAGGAUGCGCCCGGUACGAAGGACGUCCGCGUCGUCGUCGACAUUGCUGCCCGCCAGAACGGCUGGCUCGCACGAUCGAGGCCGAGCGACCUCGGUCGCAUCUUUGGCAACGUCAUCGAGAACGCCUGGUCUUACACCGAUGCGGGCCAAGUCACGGUCUCGCUUCAAUUGGCGGACGGAACUUUGACGAGUCGACCGGGCGAACAGCUGGUCAAGGUCAGCAUUGCGGAUACCGGCCGAGGAAUGAGCGAGGCAUUCCUUCGCAGCGGCAAGCUCUUCCAGCCUUUCCGACGAGCCGACGCAUACGUACCCGGCAUUGGUCUGGGUCUCCCGCUCUCGAGUCUGCUCGUCGCCCAGCAUGGUGGCCAGAUCCACGUCACGAGCGUGCCGGCCAAGGGCACGACGGUCGACAUCCUCCUCCCCAUGCUCUUCGUCGCCUCUCGCCCAGUACCUGCCAUCCGCCGCACGCUCUCCGACGAAAUCAUGACGGCCAGCAAAGCCUUCUCGUCUUCCGGAUCCGCCAAGUCGGACUGUCCCAGCUGUCGCUCCUCCCGCUCCUCCAGCCCGCCAUCGAGUCGCCCGACAACGCCGGACGAGUCGCCCGCUCGGCAUGACGAGCCCUCCAAGCAGAAAGACUCGUCGAAGCACAAUUCGGUCACCUUUGGCGAAGCCGCUGCGCCUGCGACGCGAAACCGCCCGCUCCGAGUGCUCGGGUGCGAGGACAACGCGAUCGCCCGCAAUUUGCUUGCUGCCCUUGUCAAGCAGAAGGGAUACGAGUUUCGCGCCGCUGCAGACGGACAGCAAGGCGUCUCGAUCUUCCGCGACGACUUGUACCGCCCAGACGUCACGGUCAUGGACAUUGGCAUGCCUGUCAUGGACGGACUGGAAGCUGCGACGGUCAUGCGCGAAGUCGAGCAGGCGAACGGCUGGCCUCGUCAUCGCAUCAUCGCUCUCACCGGCCUCUCGAAUGAGCAAGACCGCGUCAAGGCGAUGAGCAACGGCGGACCCAUCGACGAGUGGCUGCUCAAAGGGGGCGACAGCCUCCGCGUCCUCACCGCCGAGCUGGCUCGCAUGCAGGCUCAGGUCAACGACGGCGACGCUACGACGUGCAUCUGCACCCCAAGCCGUCUCUCUUCCUCCCCCGAACCUCUUUCGGCAUGA